Molecule: messenger RNA, 1330 nt
Organism: Temnothorax curvispinosus
Lineage: Eukaryota; Metazoa; Arthropoda; Insecta; Hymenoptera; Formicidae
Product: putative nuclease HARBI1
Exons: 6
Coding region: 217-1200 (327 amino acids)
Source: RefSeq, a predicted model, not a curated record
AGGUACUUAUACUCCAAGUGUGGUUACAGUUUUCCUGACAAAGGAUGUGCUGAAAAGCCAGCGAAUACGUAAAUAGUUAGCACUGCAAAGAAAAUGGCACACGAGUUUCUCGCUUGGGAACAUUUGUUGUUACAAAACAGAGUUAACAAUAUGUAACGUCGUGUACAAAGAAGGGAGUGGCGAGAUAAUCAUGAUCCAUUCGAGUUAUCGGAUGAUAUGUUUAUUAACUUAUAUAGAGUAAGUCCAGAAAUUGCUAUGGAUUUGAUAGACAUUUUGGAACCACGAUUGCAACGUCAACGUAUAGACGGUCUUAGCACAGAACAUCAGAUAUUAACUGCUCUGCGCUUUUAUGCAGUUGGGUGUUACCAACGUGCAAUUGGAGAACAAUGGGACAUUGCUGUUAGCCAACCUACUGUCAGUAGAUGCGUACGAGCUGUGACCAACACUAUUAAUGACGUCUUACUUCGUCGUUGGGUACGAUUUCCCAUGACAGAUAUUGAACGUUUUGCAGCUAAAGAAAAAUUUAGAACUGCACCUCAACCCUUUAUGGGUGCUAUUGGAGCAAUCGAUUGCACCCACAUAAGUAUUUUGGCACCUCGACAACAUGAGGAGGCUUACGUGAAUCAUUGGGGUGACCAUACACUCAAUGUCCAAGCGAUUUGUGAUCCUGAAUUAAAAAUAUUAAAUGUGAAUGCACGAUAUCCAGGUGCCCGGCAUGACGCGUAUAUUUGGUCAAAUUCUCCCGUACGUCGAAUCAUGGAACGACGAUAUAACAAUGGAGAGCGCAAUACUUGGCUGAUAAGUGACGAUGGUUACGGACUUGAACCAUGGCUAUUCACGCCUUUAAAACAUGAAAUACCAGGUUCUCUGAGAUAUCAAUACAAUGAAGAUUUGUGCAGCGCAAGGUCAUGUGUAGAACGCUUAUUUGGUGUAUGGAAAGCAGUAUUCAGAUGUCUGUCAGCACAAAGGCAAUUAAUGUACGAACCUGAUAUAGCUGGUAAAAUAGUCAACGCAUGUGCUGUACUACACAACAUGAGAAUUGCACAUCGUUUGCAAGAUAUAGAAGUAGACGAACAAGAAAUUUUACAUCAUAUACAGAUGAACGAUAGAGCUGUCAGACAGGAUGAAGCUUUACCAGGGCGAGCAAUUGCAAUUCGCAUACAAGACAAUUUCAUUGCUCGUCAGUAUGGUAGAAUGUAAAAUGUGUGUAAUGUGUUGUAAAGAACUACAGGAACAACUAUCGGCGUAUAAUAACACGAAUAGCGAAUGAAAAGCGGAAAUGAAACGACUGCAGAUGGCCUUGUUGCGUACAAGCGUGAAAGAAUGUGAC